CGAAAGAAAGAAAAAAAAAGGGGGAACCAGCCAUGCUUUGAGAAACCGGUAAAGCUUGAUGAUUUUCCCUUCUUUUCUUGUUCUAGAACCUGAUUUGGAACCCAGAAAUCUCCCCCCCUGCAGAAAGCUUUCGGAUCUGCUCUGCUCUUCCCUCUGCUGUCCGUCGGCUGCUCUUGUUUGUGGGGGCAAAUUGCUUGGGUUUUUGCUUGCCGCCGGCCUUCUUUCCCCUGCCAUGUCCGGUUUCUGCAGCUGUAAAUUAUGCUUUAGGACCAUGAUUAAGCACUAAUUCAAGUGGGAUUUAUGUGAUUGAGUGUUAAUUGCUUGUUGUGAUUUUUGGAGAGAAAAUCCCGUGAGAUUAGCUAGUGUUUUGGCCAAUUUGUGGGGGUGGAGUUACUGUUCACGUCGGGGUACUGUUCACCGGUUACUGUUCACACCCCGAGGGCCAACAUUUAACAGGGAUUUAAAUGAUUAGUUUGUGAUAUGAGAACGAAUUUGGAGAUGUCCGAUCAUGUGGAAAGUGAUAAAAAUAGCAUUGUGAUUAGGAAUGAUCCUAAUGAUGAUUUCAAUGUGAAUUUGUGAUAGUACCGUAUUGAUUCUUGGAUGUUUUGAUUAGGUUCCCGAUCAUUCUGUCAGUUUAGUACGUGAAUUGAGUGCUCGGUUUUAUGCGAGUGAGGUAAGUAAAUUUAUGGUAAUGCCCGUACUGUUUUUAAAAGCAUGUUUUGAUUUGUUUUUGAAGUGGUGGCGGGACUAAACCCGUUUUACAUGAGCAUGACUGAUUUUAAGUGAAAUGUUUUAUGCUUUUCAUUAAAUUGAGCAUGCCUACUUGAAAGUUUAAAUGACUAUCCUAAUGAUUUGAAAGUGAUUGUGAAUCGUGAUUUUUCUGUUAACCGCCUGUUUUGUCUCCGAUAUGAUCAUGUUAUUCGUGUGCCCGCUAGUGGGAGGUUUAUAAACGCUAGCACAUGUCGACAUGUUACUGAUAGAACCGGUUCGUUUCUGUAACCCUACUAGUGGGGGUUAAACACUAGUAAUUUCUGUAGCCCGCCAGUGG
Molecule: messenger RNA, 1048 nt
Organism: Rubroshorea leprosula
Lineage: Eukaryota; Viridiplantae; Streptophyta; Magnoliopsida; Malvales; Dipterocarpaceae
Source: the annotation of a GenBank genome assembly